This is a messenger RNA of Olea europaea var. sylvestris, 507 nucleotides long. RefSeq names its product xanthine dehydrogenase 2-like. Gene Ontology annotation, molecular function: iron ion binding; 2 iron, 2 sulfur cluster binding; oxidoreductase activity. NCBI's taxonomy places the organism in Eukaryota, Viridiplantae, Streptophyta, Magnoliopsida, Lamiales, Oleaceae. The coding region runs from base 249 to 491 and encodes 80 amino acids. The record is from RefSeq and is a predicted model, not a curated record. The transcript has 2 exons.
CAACACACAUGUAAAUUGGGUGCCCAAAUAAGCUAUUUAGUUUUUACCAGUAAAACUUUGAUGGUGUGCAUGCCGGUGCCGUGCUUAUUUUUAACAGCCCAACCGCCUUAACGUUACAGUCAAAUCUCAUUUGAUCACCCGACCACCGUCCAGAAAUCCCAUUACGCAAUUCUAAAGUUGAGCGAUCCCCACUUCUAGGCGGAUUACAUAUAAACACAGAGAGAGGAGAGCGAGUAAAAAAUAAAAAAAUGGGGUCUUUGAAGACACAAACUGAAAUGGAAAGAAUCGAAGAAUCUGAAUCAAAAGAAGCGAUCCUAUAUGUCAAUGGUGUUCGUCGAGGUUUGCCUGAUGGGCUUGCCCACUUAACUCUUCUCGAGUAUCUCAGAGAUAUAGGUCUGACUGGAACGAAGCUUGGGUGUGGUGAGGGUGGUUGUGGAGCAUGCACUGUGAUGAUUUCUUAUUUCAAUCAAAAUUCGAAGAAAUGUGUGUGAGUUUCGCUCCCUCCUU